Messenger RNA from Prunus armeniaca (apricot), 1071 nucleotides. NCBI's taxonomy places the organism in Eukaryota, Viridiplantae, Streptophyta, Magnoliopsida, Rosales, Rosaceae. The record is from the annotation of a GenBank genome assembly.
AUGAAAAUCCCAAACCCAAAUGGAAACUCUCACAUAACAGAUUACCUUAUCAGUACCUUCAAAUUUACCAAAACCCAAGCGUCCUCAAUCUCGAAUCGCUUCUCCUGGGUCACAUCCCCUGAAAAGCCCCAAUCCGUCCGUAGCUUUCUUCGAGAGCUUGGAUUCUCCGAUACCCAUAUCCGCUCUGCUGUGCUUGGCUCACCCCAAAUCUUGUUUUCGAAUAUUGACAAGACCCUAAGGCCAAAGCUUGAGUUCUUUCAACAGUUAGGUCUUUCCGGUUCUGAUCUCGCUAGUUUGAUUUCCAAGAAUUCCACGCUUUUGACUGUUAGUUUGGAAAGAAAAUUAGUACCCUGUGUUGAAAUUCUCAAGAAAAUCUUAGGGAAUGAUGAGAAUGCCAAGGAUUUGAUUCGGGUUUUGUGUAGAUGCAAUUGGGUUGUGAGGAAAGAUCCAGAAUCAAGAUUGUUGGGUAACAUUGCCUUUAUGGAGAGUUGUGGAAUUGUUGGUUCUCAGCUUACCAUGCUAUUGAAGAGGCAGCCAUGGCUUUUCAUUGUGCAAGAAUCUGUACUUAGAAGCCUUGUUUCACGGGUUCUGGAAAUGGGUUUCUCAUUGAAUUCUAGGAUGUUGGUUCAUGCUCUCUACACAGUCAGUUGUUUGCGCAAUGAGACAAUCAGCAGAAAACUGGACCUGCUUUGUAUUUUUGGCUUUUCAGAGGAUGAAUGUAUGGAAAUGUUUAGAAGAACUCCAGGUUUGCUUAGGACAUCGGAGGAGAAGUUAAAGUUAGGAAUUGAUUUCUUCUUGAACACGGUUAAGUUCAAAAAGUCAGUAUUAAUUCAUACACCUUGGAUUUUGAUGUUUAGCAUGGAGAACCGAGUGAUUGCCCGAUACAGGGUUUUAGAGGUUAUAAAGUCAAAACGGCUAUUGAAGAGGGAUCCAACUUUUUAUGCUGCACUUGUUUUGACAGAGGAUGAAUUUUUGGAUAAGUUUAUAUCAAGAUUUAGGGAUGACGCAGAGGUAUUGUUAGUUACUUACAAAGCUCAUCUGCUGGAUUCUACUCAGGAAGAAGAUUCUUAG